CACGGUAACCGGUCCCGCUAUGUAGUAUAUUGUACCACCUUUGGAAAAAUAAAUAAAUAUAAAAUGACCUAAUUUCACAUAUUUUCCCUCUUCGACUUCGAUUACCAACAAAUCCUCAAUUGCCCCCAUUCUGCGUAAACCCUAGAACCGCCAUUGUCGAUUCUAUUUCAUUCUCUAAGGCAAAGCUUGGUAUUAUCAAUCAACCAUGGCAGCCCCCGCCACAACCAGUGUGGUUCCGGCAAACCGUACCGCCAGAAGAGGUGGCAUGCCGAUGGAGGAUAAGCUCGAAUUCGUCACUACGGAAGGAGUUGAGCCCAUUCUCAGUUUCGAUCAAAUGGGUAUUAAGGACGAUUUGCUUAGAGGAAUCUACGGUUAUGGAUUUGAAAAGCCUUCGGCUAUCCAGCAACGUGCUGUUAGACCCAUUAUUGAAGGCCGCGACGUCAUUGCUCAGGCUCAAUCUGGUACCGGUAAAACCUCCAUGAUUGCUCUAACUGUCUGCCAGCUCGUUGAUACUUCUACACGGGAGGUUCAGGCGUUGAUUUUGUCACCGACAAGGGAAUUGGCAUCUCAAACUGAGAAAGUAAUACUGGCAAUUGGUAGUUUCAUUAAUAUCCAAGCCCAUUCGUGCAUUGGUGGAAAAAGUGUUGGUGAGGAUAUUAGGCAACUAGAAUACGGAGUUCAUGUAGUGUCUGGAACUCCUGGAAGAGUAUGUGACAUGAUAAAGAGGAGGACACUGCGCACCAGAGCCAUUAAAUUAUUAAUUCUUGAUGAAUCUGAUGAAAUGUUGAGCAGAGGGUUCAAGGAUCAGAUUUAUGAUGUGUACCGUUAUCUUCCUCCAGAACUUCAGGUCUGCUUGAUUUCUGCUACCCUCCCACAUGAAAUCCUUGAGAUGACAAGCAAGUUUAUGACUGACCCUGUGAGGAUUCUUGUUAAACGUGAUGAAUUGACAUUGGAGGGUAUCAAACAAUUUUUUGUAGCUGUUGAGAGGGAAGAGUGGAAGUUCGAUACUCUAUGUGAUCUUUAUGACACCCUUACAAUUACCCAAGCCGUUAUCUUCUGCAACACAAAAAGAAAGGUGGAUUGGCUCACUGAAAAGAUGCGUAGCAAUAACUUUACUGUCUCAGCGAUGCAUGGAGACAUGCCUCAAAAGGAAAGAGAUGCAAUUAUGGGAGAGUUCCGUGAUGGUACAACCCGUGUCUUGAUUACAACAGAUGUUUGGGCUCGUGGCCUUGAUGUUCAACAGGUUUCCUUGGUGAUCAAUUAUGACCUUCCCAACAAUCGAGAGCUCUACAUUCAUCGCAUUGGUCGUUCUGGUCGGUUUGGACGCAAGGGUGUUGCAAUCAACUUCGUUAAAAGCGAUGAUAUUAAGAUUUUGAGAGACAUUGAACAGUACUAUAGUACUCAGAUUGACGAAAUGCCGAUGAAUGUUGCUGAUCUAAUAUGAGACAUGAUUGGCAAUAUUGUGUGCGUGUGCGAGUGAAUUGGUUUCUUGUGAUUUGGAUGAGGGAUCUUGUGUGCAGUACUUGCAACUGUUUAUUUUUUCGAUAUUAUGAGAUGACAUCAUCCACUGUAGGAGUUAAACUGAGAAAAAGAAGAAAACAAAACUCUAUUAAUUUUUUUGUUCUUGUUUUUGCCUUUUAAUGCUGACCGAAAAAUUAGAAUAGAUUAUCUUUGUUGAUAAGAUUUUGUGUUCCAUCCAUGGCUGUAUUUAAUUCUGACUUUUUUUUCUUAAAAAAAAAAAAAAAACCUUGCAUUAUGA
Cannabis sativa is the source of this 1759-nucleotide messenger RNA. RefSeq names its product eukaryotic initiation factor 4A-3. The record is from RefSeq and is a predicted model, not a curated record. Gene Ontology annotation, molecular function: RNA helicase activity; mRNA binding; ATP binding. Gene Ontology annotation, cellular component: catalytic step 2 spliceosome; nucleolus. The coding region runs from base 206 to 1444 and encodes 412 amino acids. The transcript has 8 exons. NCBI's taxonomy places the organism in Eukaryota, Viridiplantae, Streptophyta, Magnoliopsida, Rosales, Cannabaceae.